UGGUUUGGCCUUUCGUGUCAUCCGAAGGCCGUAGCGAAGCCAAAGAAGUGAGAGGAGCAAGGAUGAGGCGUUAUGUACCCAAACUUAUUGAUUGGCGCAAGGGCUUCAGGAAAUUCAAUUCCUUCCUGGUCAAAUGUGAGAUUGGAUCAUAUUCUGCAUCCAGGGAGAGUAUUGGUCAAGGUUUGGGUGGUUAUCUGAAUGGAUCCUUACAGAAGAUGUAUGCCACUUCUAGUGCUACUCUAUCCGAUCAUACCUCGAAAGAUAAUCAUGUUUCAGAUAUGUUAGUUGAUUCAUUUGGGAGGCUGCACACUUACCUGAGGAUCUCCUUGACAGAGCGUUGCAAUCUUCGAUGUCAGUACUGUAUGCCUACAGAGGGUGUGGAGCUCAGUCCUAGCCCUCAACUACUCUCACAGAAUGAGAUUCUUCGACUGGCAAAUCUGUUUGUGAGCUCUGGAGUGGAGAAAAUUCGUUUGACUGGAGGGGAGCCAACCAUUAGGAAGGAUAUUGAAGACAUAUGUCUACAGUUGUCUAACUUGAAGGGGCUAAAAACGCUGGCCAUGACUACCAACGGAAUUAUUCUCUCAAAAAAACUUCCGAAGCUGAAGGAAUGUGGGCUUACUUCUGUGAAUAUCAGUUUAGACACGUUGGUCCCAGCAAAGUUUGAAUUCAUGACCCGGCGCAAAGGGCAUGAAAGGGUUAUGGAAUCAAUUAAUACCGCUAUAGACCUUGGAUACAAUCCUGUGAAGGUGAACUGUGUUGUAAUGCGUGGGUUCAAUGAUGAUGAGAUUUGUGAUUUCGUAAAGUUAACGCGUGAAAAGCCAAUUAAUAUUAGAUUCAUUGAGUUCAUGCCUUUUGAUGGGAAUGUCUGGAAUGUCAAGAAACUUGUACCGUACUCUGAAAUGUUGGAUAGAGUGGUAAAACAGUUUCCAUCCAUGAAGAGACUUCUGGAUCACCCAGCAGACACGGCCAAGAAUUUCAGGAUAGAGGGGCAUUGUGGUACUGUUUCUUUUAUAACAUCAAUGACUGAGCAUUUUUGUGCUGGAUGCAAUAGGUUACGACUUUUAGCUGACGGAAACUUCAAAGUUUGCUUAUUUGGUCCUUCAGAGGUUAGUUUAAGAGAUCCCCUUCGCCAUGGUGCUGAUGAUGAUAAGCUUAGGGAAAUAAUUGGGGCAGCGGUGAAGAGGAAGAAAGCUUCACAUGCUGGGAUGUUCGACAUUGCAAGGACAGCAAAUAGGCCUAUGAUCCAUAUUGGUGGCUAAAUUUUUGCACAGAGAGCGCAAAAAAUAUUUGGGCACAUGGUUGUUACCACCCCAAUUACUGUGUAUCCAAGCAAGGCAAGAUCACAACUCAGUCAUUCAUUCACUAAUGAAGAAUUCUGACUUUUCUUCUGUUACUUCCAAAGUUGUGCUUUAUUUCUAAGCAUUUACAGUGAAGAGUAUCACAAGUUCUCUCCUUUGUAAUUUAUCUUUAUGUAGGUUUUUGCUUUUGCUUUUGUUGUAACAAGGAAAUUGAUACACACAGUAUCCUGUGUUAUCUUAUAUACGAAGUUAUCUAUACAAGAUAGGUUAUUAUCGUGUU
Corylus avellana is the source of this 1578-nucleotide messenger RNA. RefSeq names its product cofactor of nitrate reductase and xanthine dehydrogenase 2 (gene CNX2). Gene Ontology annotation, biological process: Mo-molybdopterin cofactor biosynthetic process. Lineage: Eukaryota; Viridiplantae; Streptophyta; Magnoliopsida; Fagales; Betulaceae. The record is from RefSeq and is a predicted model, not a curated record. Gene Ontology annotation, molecular function: 4 iron, 4 sulfur cluster binding; cyclic pyranopterin monophosphate synthase activity; metal ion binding.